CUCUCAUCAAAAUGUGGCUUCUUAUUUCGUGCCUGUUUAUGAUCGCCUUUCUGGGCGAAGCAAAUUGGAACAGACAAUUCAGCAGUUUGAAAGAUCUAUCAAGUGUCAGGGAUGCAUCAGACGGUCUUAACCAGGAGAAUUGCUCAUUAAUUGAGCUAUACAAGCAGCUGGAUAAUGCCUUAUCAGUAACUGUGCGUCCGACUAAUGAUUCUGAAACUCCAACAUUUGUAGAUAUUAAUAUGGUCUUAUUUGCCAUCGUAAAAAUGGAUAUGUCUUUGCAGUCUAUAACUACAUAUAUCUGGUUAUCAAUGGAAUGGACAAAUAACUUCUUAUCAUGGAAGCCAGAAAACUAUUGUGGAAUUGAUAAUAUGAUUGUUCCUGAUACAGGUUUCUGGAAACCAGACAUCUACAUCAGUGAAUUAACUAAAUUGGAUGAAAACCUUAUGAUUUCCUAUUACAUGCUCCAAGCUGAUGGACAAAUGACACAGACAAAGCCAUUACGGAUUAUUACUACCUGCAACUUAGAUAUUUCUAAGUUUCCCUUUGACACGCAAACUUGUAACAUGACUUUCACUACCUUUGUCUACCCAGGUAUGUUUGGAUGGCUUAUAGGAAUCUGUAAUAUACAGUCUUUGGUUCUAGAUAAAUGA
Messenger RNA from Pelobates fuscus (common spadefoot toad), 650 nucleotides. Its product is annotated as 5-hydroxytryptamine receptor 3A-like. The record is from RefSeq and is a predicted model, not a curated record. Gene Ontology annotation, biological process: nervous system process; regulation of membrane potential; monoatomic ion transmembrane transport. Gene Ontology annotation, cellular component: plasma membrane; neuron projection; synapse. Gene Ontology annotation, molecular function: acetylcholine-gated monoatomic cation-selective channel activity; transmembrane signaling receptor activity. The coding region runs from base 12 to 650 and encodes 212 amino acids. Lineage: Eukaryota; Metazoa; Chordata; Amphibia; Anura; Pelobatidae. The transcript has 6 exons.